CUUUCUCUCUCUCUGUCUGUGGUAUCCUUCACGCACUCCGUCAACCCCCCGAUCCUCUCUUCCUCCCUUUCUCCCCUUCCUUUCCCUCCCCCUCUCUCUCCCUCCUCUCCCUGCGGCGGAGCGGCGGAGGCAGCGUGACUGCGUCAGCCAGUGAGGGCUGCUGUGAUGUAGCUGCAGUGGCUCCAGUGUGCCGAGCGAAGCCCCGAGUCUGAGCCUGGCUGUUGGAGCUGGAAGGAGGCUUGUAUUCUCCUCCUCUCCACCACCCCUUCCUCAUCAUCCUCCGCUCGCAUGGGGCACCGGCAGGCUGAAUCACACGUCCGUCUGCAGACUGUGCUGAGCAGGUAGGAGUGUGUGUAGGUACUCCACUGGGACGGCAUGGUGUGUGUGUGUUGGAGGACAGGGCCAGGUGUUGCUAUCCUGCUGGUACAAACCUGGGUCUGGGUCUGGACAAGUGCCAUAGAACCCGCUCCCAAAAUUGACGGAUGGCACCGAUCAGCAAUCACACUACAGGAGAAUGCCACGCACAAAUUUAACUGCCAAUCAGACGGCUGGGAUCCCAACGCCCAGCCUCUGCUGACGUGGUACCUGAAUGGAGAGAGGCAGAGAGAACCCAUGAACCACGGCAAAGGGCGCCUUGUGAUGAUAUCACCUAAACAGUCGGCAAAGUUGCGUCCAAACUCGCACCCCAACAGCACGUUCUCUCUGCGAGCCAGGAAGUGGCACCAGGAGCUGGUGUGUGCGGUGUCCAGACCCGACAGCGCCCAGAGCUACAACGCCACCGUAACCCUUAACGUCCAAUUCCAGCCAGAGAUUCUGAGAGUGAAUGCCCACUACAGUGAGACGGCCGACCCCGGCCUCUCCCUGGUCCUAUUCGCCUUGGUACGCUCCAACCCCCCUGCCACCAUCACCUUUGUGGACCAAUCCGGACAUCUGGUAGCUAACACCUCUGACUUCCUCAUCCUGGACUCGCGGAGCUACCCCUGGCUGACCAAUCACACGCUGCGGGUCACCCUCAGUAGCCUGUCAGGGAAUGUGUCGGUGAAUGCCAGCAACAGUGUCGGCGCUGCCCAGAGCAACCUCACUCUGGCAGAGUUCUUGCAGUCUCGCGUGGAGGUGCCCAUGUUGGGCAUCGUGACAGGGGCAGCUGUAGCCUUCGUCACCCUCCUCAUCUUCUCCCUGCUGGUGCUCUGCUUGCUGCACAAGAACAAGGGAAAGGCCAUCAUGGAUGAGCCAGUGGAGAUUGUGCUGGCCAAAAAAAGUGAUUCCACCAGUAUUAAAGUGGACAAAAUCUACAUGCCCAGAGAGAACAUGUCCCUACCCUCCAACAUGCAGCUCAAUGACCUCAGCACCCUCCGCAAAGCCAGGGAGGCUGCCAAACACAACCUGGGAGAGGAGGAGGAGGAUCUGUCCGCUGCCUAUGCUGCUAGAGGUUUCGCCAGAUACCCCAUGGUGGGCUACAUCUAUAAGGUCAACAGCAUGAGCAGUGAUGAGAUCUGGCUCUGACCACAUACAUACGCACUCACACACACACACACACACACACACACACACACACACACACACAGAAAAACCUUUAAAGGCACAGGACCCUGACAAUACAACCGUCCAAUCGGAGCCUCAGAAUAACUGCCAGUCAAUCAGACAGUACUGUCUUCAUAAAUCUUUGAUGUCAUGGUCUUAUUUACAGUACCUCAAUGUCAAGAGUGUUAUACAAGUUUGAUUUGUAAAAUUCAUUUUAACCUUAAUUUUAACUAGAGGUCUUGCCACCUUUUUAGGGGCUGACCACUUUACAACAUACCAAACUUUCUCUACAUACACUCCAGUCUGGUGUCUAUCACAAAUAUAUAAUCCUCUCGCAUUAUGGAAUGCUUAAUGUUCUUUCUAUUACAUGAGAAUGUUCAAGAUGAUGUUUGUGAAUUUAUUUCUAUAAAUACAUAAACAAAUAAUAUAAAGGUACAUAUUUGUAUAUGUACAUGUACUGUAGUUGUACAUGUUUAUGUAUAUUUGUAUGCAUAUAUGUAUAUGUGUAUAAAAGAAAAGGUCUAAUAAAGACGGUAUAUGAGAGC
Osmerus eperlanus (European smelt) is the source of this 2066-nucleotide messenger RNA. RefSeq names its product transmembrane protein 25. Bases 376 to 1503 code for a protein of 375 amino acids. Gene Ontology annotation, biological process: negative regulation of excitatory postsynaptic potential. NCBI's taxonomy places the organism in Eukaryota, Metazoa, Chordata, Actinopteri, Osmeriformes, Osmeridae. The record is from RefSeq and is a predicted model, not a curated record. The transcript is spliced from 9 exons.